AUGAGGCCGCCCCAUCGUGGUCGGCCGGUGCAGACUCAGGCGGUGGCCACCACCGGCCCCCCCGCAGCGAAAAAGGCCAGCAUCAGCAGCCCCAACAGCCAGUUCCCCGACCUCCAGUUGGAUGCCUACGACCCCAUGGAGGUCCAGGCUGCCGACCUGGUCGUGGUGGGCGCUGGGCCCGCAGGCCUGUCGGUGGCUGCACGCGUGUCUCAGGCCGGCUUCCGCGUGGUCCUGGUGGACCCCGACCCUCUGGGGGAGUGGCGCAACAACUAUGGCGUCUGGUGCGACGAGUUCGAGGACAUGGGCCUGGAGGACUGCUUCGACACGGUGUGGGACCGGGCCGUCGUCUAUCUGGACUCGGGUCCUGAUGGACAAAGGAGCCUGAGCCGGCCCUACGCCCGCGUGGACCGACCCCGGCUGAAGCGCAAGAUGCUGUCAGAGUGCGUCCGCCAUGGCGUCCAGUUCCACAGCGUCAAGGCCGAGGACGCGACGCACGGGGAUGGGCGCUCGACGCUGCGCUGCAGCGAUGGGUCCCAGGUCACGGCAAGUCUCGUCCUAGACGCCAGUGGCCACAGCAGGUCCCUGGUCAAGUAUGACACAAAUUUUGACCCUGGGUACCAGGGCGCGUAUGGCUUCGUGGCAGAGGUCGAGUGGCAUCCCUUUGACCCUGGGGCAAUGCUCUUCAUGGACUGGCGUGACGACCACCUGGCAGACCGCCCAGACCUGCGAGCCUCCAAUGAACGGCUGCCUUCGUUCCUGUAUGCCAUGCCCCUGUCAGCCACAUCUGUGUUUUUGGAGGAGACGUCGCUGGUGGCACGUCCCAUCAUCCCCUUUGAGGAUUUGAAGGUCAGGCUGGAGGCCCGACUGAAGUAUCUCGGACUCGAGAUCAAGAGCAUAUCUGAGGAGGAGUAUUGUCGCAUUCCCAUGGGCGGUGCACUCCCGACCCUGCCUCAGCGUGUGCUGGGGUUGGGAGGCACUGCUGGGAUGGUGCACCCCUCCACAGGGUACAUGAUCUCGAGGGUUCUGGGUGCUGCCCCGCUCGUGGCAGACACCAUAAUCGACCAGCUCUGCUCCGUCUCAGACAGAGCACAGGACCGCAACACGCCCCGCGCCCCACGGAGCGAGGAGGAGGCUGAUGCAAUGGCUGCCGCCGUCUGGGCGGCGCUGUGGCCCAAGCGACGCCAGAGGCAGCGAGAGUUCUUCUGGUUUGGCAUGGAGAUCCUGUUGAAGCUGGACUUGCAUGAGACCCGGAACUUUUUCUCGGCAUUUUUCUCCUUGUCUGAGCAUCACUGGCAUGGGUUCCUCUCGGCGCGACUCACCUUCACUGAGCUCAUUGGCUUUGGCUUGAGCCUCUUCGCAAAGUCCAGCAGCUCUGCGCGCCUGGGCCUUAUUGCCAAGGGGCUACCGGGCUUGGUCACCAUGCUUGCUCGUCUCACUCAAAUUAAGUGA
This is a messenger RNA of Auxenochlorella protothecoides, 1449 nucleotides long. Its product is annotated as Lycopene beta cyclase, chloroplastic. Gene Ontology annotation, biological process: carotenoid biosynthetic process. Lineage: Eukaryota; Viridiplantae; Chlorophyta; Trebouxiophyceae; Chlorellales; Chlorellaceae. Bases 1 to 1449 code for a protein of 482 amino acids. Gene Ontology annotation, molecular function: oxidoreductase activity, acting on paired donors, with incorporation or reduction of molecular oxygen. The transcript has 7 exons. The record is from RefSeq and is a predicted model, not a curated record.